GGCUGGGUGGAGACAUUUGCAAAAAAGCUAAGGAAGGGAUUUUCCAACAACAAGAUGGCGUUGGUAUUUCGUGAAAGAAAGAUACGAAAAAUGGACUUGCUUGAAAUGAACGAGCUAUUGGAGGUGAUAGACGGACUCCAGCGUUCAAACUUCCCUCCUAAGAAAUGGUUUGAUCUUGGCCUUACGGUUGGGCUGCUCUUACAAACGCUGGAGACUAUAGAGUCGGACAACAGGGGCAACCCUCAUCUCUGCCUCCGAGCUUGUCUCAGCAAGUGGCUUGCACGUGUUGAUAACGUUAGCAGAGUCGGUCAGCCAACUUUUGAAGCUUUGGGUGAAGCACUCUGUAGAAUUGGACUGGAAGAUGUAUCGGAAAAGGUUCUGAAAAUCCUUGAUCCAGGAAUGCAUUAUUUUCAAAAAUAUGUCGAGAGUCAGCUACAAAUCUCGGAGGACACCCUCUACAUGCUCUACACUGAAGGACUCAUAACAAAGAAAGAGAUAGCGCAAGUAGAGAAGAAAGGGUUUCAUCUCAUCGAUGAGCCUUUGAAGGCCCUCUCCGAUAAAAUUGCUGAUGAUAAAGAGAAGCUCAUUGCAUUUGCUAAUAUCCUGCUGAUCUCAAAGACUCCUAGAGAAUCACAAGACUUUGCACUGGAACUGCUCAGGGACUAUGGUUAUUUUAUACCAGAACCAGAACCAGAGGCUGAAACUGAGACUGAUAUCAGCCCUGAGACUGAUACCAGACCUGAGACUGAUACUGCGCCUGAUACUGAUACCACCAGGCCUGAGACUGAUACUGCACCUGAGACUGAUACCACCAGGCCUGAGACUGAUACUGCACCUGAGACCGAGCCUGUUCCUGAUGAAGCAGCAGCUAUUCCUCCCCAGCCUCCUCUUCCAAUUUCUCCUUCGUCUUCUCCCCCUCGUCCUCUCUCCUCCUCUUCAUCAACACACAAUACACCUCCUACAACACCAACUGAAGAAACACCCCCGGCAAAUGAACAACCACUGGAACCAGCUCCUCCUCCACUCACUUAUGAGGACAUGAAAACCAAACUGUCCACUUUGCUUGACAAGUUGUUCCCGAUAAUAGUGAACAAGAUCGGUAACUUUGCUGAUUUCCGUCACUACCUCGAUAGGGGGCUACCUGAGCUUAGACCACACCUACCUCCCACCCAAACCUUUGAAGAAGCAACGAAACUCGUCAACCUGCGUACCACGGUCAUACAUGUCGAGGGCUACCGGUCGCUUGUUGAUCGGUUUGAGAUGGAAAAUGGCAAGCCGUUAGUGGACGAGUAUGAAACCGAAAUUGAUCGCUUCUGUUCUCAAACGACACUCGAUUUGGUCCUUGGGAUAAAGUUCUUGCCACUGGUUGUUCUUAAAUGCGAAACAAUCAAAAUAGCCAUGGAGUGGGAGAACUAUCAUGAAAAGACGCUAGACCACGUCCGAGAAUUAAAAAAGACUAUCUUUGGGUCUUUAUACACCCGAAUAACAAUCCGUCAAAUAUAUUGGGACGAGGAAGAAGAGACGAUUGUGAUUCUGCUUCAGUUUCCUCGCUACCUUACGGACUCUAUGCUAGUCACUUCUCAGAGGAAUGUUGAUGAUGUGAAAGAUUUGGGUCUUGCUCAACUGCUGGUCGGUCAUUAUCCGAUUUUUGAUAGAGUCCCUGAUGAUAAGGAAUUGAGAGAGUUGUAUGAAAGGAAGAGAACCGUUCAAAAGGAGGUCAAGAAACUCAAAGUAGCCAUCAAGGAAAAAGAUGAGUUGAUUAAGAAGCAAGAGGAAGAAAUGGAGGAGCUGAAGAAAUCAAUAGAAGAGAAUGAAGAAUACAUUGAGUUAAUGUCAGUACCAGAUGAUGAGCUCCAAGAAAGGAUUGACAAUAAAGAGAAGAUGAUAAAAGCAAUGGAUCACGAGAUAGAGGACUUGAAGAAACAACUGCAAGAAAACCCAGGAGUGGAGGAGGAAUUGGAAAAGGCAGAGAAAGAAGUUGAAGUUUUAAGAACAAAACUGGCAGAGCUUGAGACUCAAAUGCAAGAAAAGCCUCCUUCAGCUUCACUCAAGAAAGAUCAAGAGACCCAGUCAGAUCCAGACAAGGAGCAGAUGACAAUGCUUGAGUCACUCCAGCUCUUCAGAUUCAUGAUGACAGAGCAAAGGAUAGACAUACCAGCCAUCAAAAGGAUACAGACCGACUCCUCUAGCAGCAAUGAGAAAGCUGCAAUGUUCCUCAAGACUGUGGAAGAGAACCCUGAUGUGCUUGCUGCACUGAGAAAGGCAAAGAAGGAUCUGGAUAAAAGUGGAUCAUCUGGUGGUGGUGCUGCUGGGCCUUAACCUUCAUUAACUCAAUGACUUCAUACACAACUUUAUAAUUUUUUUAGCAUGUCAAUUUGUUUGUUUGCUACUUUGUUGGGACUUUUCCUUUUUAGAAAUUGACAAUAAAAAUAACUGUGAUUACUGUAUCAGAUAUGAAAAAAAUUGUCCGCAACAUCAAAGUAUUUCCAGUCGCAGUGCAAGUUAGUAUUGCGAACUGAGUGUUACUGAUACCUGGUUCAUAACAUUACCAGUAUGAAAUUACAAAUUAGUGUAAUACUGAUUUGACAAUUGAUAUUAUAAUGAUAAUAAUAAUAAAUGAGCUUUUGUUUAUAUUAGAUA
Molecule: messenger RNA, 2640 nt
Organism: Amphimedon queenslandica
Lineage: Eukaryota; Metazoa; Porifera; Demospongiae; Haplosclerida; Niphatidae
Product: titin-like
Exons: 12
Coding region: 55-2319 (754 amino acids)
Biological process (GO): signal transduction
Molecular function (GO): protein binding
Source: RefSeq, a predicted model, not a curated record